CGCCAUAUUUGAUAUUGAACAACGGCACUCUAAUCGAGAAGAAGAAGAUAUUUUCUUGUGUCGUCGUCGUAGUUGUCGCGUAAAAAAAGAGCUUUGAAAAAGAGAUACGCAAAUUACAUACUGAGAAGAAACUUUCGAAGUAGAACUGACGAUAAAGAAACUUGUAAGGAAAACCGAAGUAAGUUAUUAUAAAAAAAGGAAAAAACAAGUGGAGUAACUCAAAAAGGGAUAAACGCAGGUCACCUAAUUGCAUACCGAAGCAAGGAAAGAAAUAGGCAGAGCCAAACACAAUUGAAAAGUAAUUCACAGUUUAACAUGGGUACAAGGGAAGACGAAUACGAUUAUUUAUUCAAAGUUGUUUUGAUUGGCGAUUCCGGUGUGGGCAAAAGUAAUUUACUUUCCCGCUUUACACGCAAUGAAUUUAACUUGGAAUCGAAGUCGACAAUUGGCGUUGAGUUCGCCACCCGCAGCAUAGAGGUUGAUGGCAAAACGAUUAAAGCGCAAAUAUGGGAUACGGCCGGACAAGAGCGCUAUAGAGCCAUUACUUCUGCUUACUACCGUGGCGCUGUUGGUGCAUUACUCGUCUAUGAUAUUGCCAAACAUUUGACAUAUGAGAAUGUUGAGCGGUGGUUGAGGGAAUUGCGUGAUCAUGCCGAUCAAAAUAUUGUCAUUAUGUUGGUGGGCAAUAAGUCCGAUUUGCGACACUUGCGUUCAGUGCCGACAGAUGAGGCGAAACUUUUUGCCGAACGCAAUGGGCUGAGCUUCAUUGAAACUUCUGCCCUGGAUUCGACGAACGUUGAAACUGCAUUCCAAAAUAUACUCACAGAAAUCUAUCGUAUCGUAUCGCAGAAACAAAUCAGAGAUCCACCUGAAGGUGAUGUAAUUCGUCCAAAUGUGGAGCCCAUCGAUGUAAAGCCGACUGUUACGGCCGAUGUGCGCAAACAGUGCUGUCAGUGACCGCCUUAUGCACAUACUGCAGUAAUUUUUAAUGUCAUCUAUGCAUAAAUAACAAAAAAAACAAAAAACAACAAACUAUACAAUAAACAACUAUGACCACAAUACCCCAAAAAUAAACCGAAAUCAAUUCCAAACUACACCAGCGGCUACAAAACAACAGCUAAAAUAUUAAAGAACAAAAAGAAGCCGAAUAAUUAUUAAUGUUCAUUAUAUUAAAUGGCAAGGAAACGAUUGAAACAGAAAAUAGUAAACUGCAAUGAAAGUUUUUGAAGAAAAGUAAUAAAAUAGAUAUGUAAUUAUAA
Molecule: messenger RNA, 1259 nt
Organism: Ceratitis capitata (Mediterranean fruit fly)
Lineage: Eukaryota; Metazoa; Arthropoda; Insecta; Diptera; Tephritidae
Gene: Rab11
Product: ras-related protein Rab-11A
Exons: 5
Coding region: 316-957 (213 amino acids)
Biological process (GO): exocytosis
Cellular component (GO): recycling endosome
Molecular function (GO): GTPase activity; GTP binding
Source: RefSeq, a predicted model, not a curated record